Sclerotinia trifoliorum is the source of this 1524-nucleotide messenger RNA. Lineage: Eukaryota; Fungi; Ascomycota; Leotiomycetes; Helotiales; Sclerotiniaceae. The record is from the annotation of a GenBank genome assembly.
CUUUCGCGGAUAAACCCCUUCAUCCGUGUCCCUUUCAAAUUGUUCGAUCCAUACCCAACAUCAUUCCAAUCGAUGAUAACAACAGUCUGUCUAUCUAUAGAUAGUUGUGCUAACUCAAAGUCUUUAUCAAGCUCGUUUUUCAACCGAAAUUCUACGAUAUUAAAUGUUUACUGUCUACUACGCAAGCUAUCGAAUACAAAAAUAGUCGAAAGAUAUUCUAAAGCAUAUUAAAUAUGUCUGAUUCAUCAGCCAUCUUCAAAGAUCAAGCCUUGAUCGCGGCAAGAUCUCCCGCAAUUACAUUUGAGAAGUUUGGAAAAUUCCCUGCCGAAAUCCAGCACAUGAUCUGGAGUUUUGCAUCACGUCAGGAACGCGACAUCUCAGUUCAUGUAAUCGAGAAAACAAUAUCGGCGGAGGAAACAAACAAUCCAAAUCGCCCAGAUAUUCAUAUCUACGCCUUCAGAAGUAGUAGUCCCUUUCCACAGAUGAUGCACGUGUGCCAUGAUGCCCGUGAAGCCGUGUUGAAGCAUCACAUACUCGCCUUCGGUGUUGAAGAGCAGUUCCAUGAUCUUGCGCAGUACCAUUAUGCAACCGCUCAGAUUUACUUCCGCCCAGAAUGCGACACCAUCUGCCCGAUGCCCCUGUGGAAGGCGGAACAACAAAGAGUUUUCGUAGCCAAGAUGCGGGACUGCAAAGUUGAAAAGGUUGCCUUGAGUGAUUACUCUUGUCGGGAAGUAUAUAGAGGAGAAGCGGAUCGCUGGGGCGACUACCAAACACGUCGAGUUGCCAUGCCUCUAACUUCAAUCACUCCCAAAACACUAGACUGGAUGACCGAGAACAUCAAAGAGAUCAUUCUCUGGACUCAAACGGAAGCUUUGCCUUUGAGUUCCUCCCUCAUAUUCGUAGACUACAAAAACUGUAGUCUUCCUAUUACAAUGCCACAUCGUCAAGUGGAAAGUUGCGAACACUCCAUGGAUAGUGUCACUCUUUGCAUUGAUGAACUACUCAAAGCUCAAAAAGAGCAGAGAGAUGCGAGGAAGGAGGCUGAUUUAAAUGGAUUGCAGCACAGGAAGGUUCUUGAUUGUCCUCAAUGGCUUUACGACAACGUUAACAGCACAGACGAUUGGAAAGCACCCACGCGAAAGCUCAAAUGGCAUUUGAGUAAAGAUAUGCAGGUUGCAUCUUUGGCAAACGCAGCGACAUCUUUCAUCGGCGGAUACGUCUUUUCUUUGGUUGGAUUAUUUAGAAGCCGACCAGGGGCAUAGUGAGGAAAAUGUAGUUGGGGGAAUUUUCCAGGGGGAUUCGGUUAAAAGAGCCGACAUAACCGGCGGUAUUGGAUUUAAGAUGAUCUAUUUGGAGUACAUGAGAAUGCCGUCCGCAUUAAUGCAUAGUGUUCCUGGCUGAUUGCGGUAGAACCGCAAUCUUAGCAUGAAUAGCAUACUUGUUAUAUGAUUUGGAAAUAGCGGGAUAUUUUAUUACAGAUAUAUUCGUUGAGAUACGCUUUUUUUGUCUGUGGCUCUCUAUGUU